Molecule: messenger RNA, 5348 nt
Organism: Acanthoscelides obtectus
Lineage: Eukaryota; Metazoa; Arthropoda; Insecta; Coleoptera; Chrysomelidae
Source: the annotation of a GenBank genome assembly
GCCAGUUGUCAUUCACUAACGUAGUUCCAUCGCUGGAAAAAAUUAUGCAAGCACCCUUCGUUAGGUGGUACCGUGAAAAAAAUCGUAAGUGGAACCAGAAUAAAAGGAGAUACUGACUGUACUACAAACGGUGCGCCAAUCAAUAAACACUUGCACUAGUACCAUCCAUGGACCGGAGUCUGCAAACACGCAACCCAUUAGGUGGUACCGCAUUAGUACGACGCGGGCUCUUGCGGUUUGCUUAAGUGCGCUACAUCACUGUGUACUAACGGUGAAAGUGAUAAAAGUGAAUUUAGUGUUAAGGAUUUUGAUAAACCGUAUUCACACAUUUAUCCAGUUAUCAGAUAUCAUCUAUGUUUAUUAUUUUUGUAAAGUUUAGAGACUGUUAUCUUUUUUUUAAACUUUAUUCGUACCAAAAAAAUAAUACUUAAAUCAAGCUCAGUAAGAAUUGACAAUACCCUCUUGUUGUCAGUGCUUCAUGAAUUUAAAAUCAUUAUGUCUACAGCCUACAGUUUCUAAUACUCUAUACAUGUAGAUAUCGAUUAGAUUUGCUCAGCUCUAAAAAACUUUAUCUUCAGAAAGGAUACUCUGCUUAUUCUUGACGUUAUAAUUUCGUAUUUUAUCUCAAAAUGAUCGUACAGGUACUUUCGCUCUGUCUCAGUUUUUUGGGAAUGCUUCAAGCUGCUGGACCAAGUUUCAAGAGUUCUUCGCUACACAACAAUCAAGUGGCUAACAACGAUUGUCCAAACUGCGUUGAUGAUACGCCUACUCCAAAUCGAUGGACGAUGCCAUUGUUGAAGCUCGGAGAGAAAAGAUAUUACCUGGGCAUAUUUUUCAAGGCGAACUAUUUUCGAGCUACGCAAUAUUGCCGGUUUCAUGGCAUGCACCUGGCCAGUAUCACGUCACAAGAAGAAAAUGACAAGUUAGAGAAAUAUAUCAAGGACUUUGGUUUCGGUCACGAACAUUUCUGGACCUCGGGCACCGACUUGGCUGAGGAAGGCCAUUUCUUUUGGAUGUCCACGGGACGUCCUAUAACCUUCACAAACUGGAACGCUGGAGAACCCAACAACUUCGAAUACGAGAAUGGAGAGCAAGAAAACUGCAUGGAACUCUGGAACCGAGAUGGAAAAGGAAUGAAGUGGAACGAUUCCCCUUGCUCCUUCGAGACGUAUUUUGUGUGUGAAGUGCAUUCAUCGUGAAGACUAAUGUGAAUGAAUUGUUACGGACCAGAAUUUUAGAGCUCCCGAACUUCAGCAGUCUUCUAAAUUUCGCCAUUGAUUAACAUAUUAUAGCUAAAGAUAACCAACCCAUAUGCUGUAUCACGGCGACCAAAAAAUUAUUUGAAAGACACUAGGGCUAUCUAUGAGACAAUGGUAUUACACAAAAAUGAAUUUAGAAAUCUACUUUGAAAAUAUUAAUUCUGAUACCAUCUCAUAGAUGGCGGUAGUGUCUUUCCGAUCUCCUUAUAGGCACCGGAAUAUAGAGUAGAGUUAGCUGUCUUCGGAUAGAUUAUGUUAAUCAAUGGUUUUACUUAUUAACUACUUGAUUUUGAUUGAGUGCAAGGUGUUCAAAAAGUAUGGACACAUCAAGAUCGUUUGCAGGUCAAUAAUUUUCUUAAAUGAAAACCCCGGAAAUGUAAAGAACGGGAAAUGUUACGUUCAAGUAAGUAUUUGCCCUUGACCUUGAUUAUGAUCUUCACGGGUCCCAACAGUAUAGAAAAGGCGAACUGUCUCGAAUCUAUUUCGUAAAGAAAAAUGUAGCAGAACAAAGUUGUAAGAUUUAGAAAAAAAAACAUGAAUCUUCAAAGUCAUAUUCAGGUCAAGACGGUUUUCUUAAAUGGAAAGCCCGCAGGGGCAUUACGUGGCAUUAUGUCGAUAUUUUUUGACAUCAUAUAGGUUUUUUUACAUUAUGUAGGUUUUUCUACAACAUAUCAACUUGGAACCAGCUGUUGUCCACUUGAUGUGCACUCGUUUUGUAGCUCUUCGUGUUGCCUAAAUGUCAUGACGCUUCAGCUAUCAAUGUUUGGUUCUGAUGUGAUGUAACACCUGCUUCAGAGAUGGCAUUAUUGGAGGACUAGGCUGUAGUUUGUAUACUAUAGCUGGAAGGAAACAGCGGUGCAUAGGUGCAUAGUGAGGAUGUCUGUGCUAAUAAUAUGUGUUGAUGAAAACUCCAUUGGUUUCUUGUCUCACUUACUUACACUUACCUGAGCUGUAUGCAAAGCUAGAAAUUGCGCAUCCACUUUUUCUUAUUCAUCCCUGGUUCGCGAAGUAUACUACAACUAUGUGAGAAAAUAUGCUACAAACAGGAAUAUUUAUGAAACGUGAAAAAGAUAUUAAAUUUCACAUUAUUUUUUUAUUUCGUAGAAAUUUAUUCUGUGAUGUCAAGUAGAAAAUGCAAAUCAGCGAUUAGAUGUGUGGCACUGUGAAAAUGUUUUGUAUCUGAUGCGUCAUUCCUAAUUUUUCUGUGAAGUGGCUCAAUUACACACAACGCGGUGAUGAUUUCCCGUAAUGCUUCUCAAAUUUUUUGAAAACGCAAAAACCGGAAUUUAUAACUUUGAACAUAACCUCUCUUCAGAAAGGGAAACACAAAUAACCCGUCUGGUUUAGCUAAUAUUUCAUGGGCAGCCUAUUCAGUAAUAAUUUUCCCACAUAGCUAGCUCACUGAUUUUAUAGACAUGCAGACCAUUAGACACAAUCAUCCAGAUGCAAUCUUACUACUCAUCCAAUUUUCUUUCUGUCACAUCUUGUCAGAUAUAUAGAUACUCUCGACAUUCUGCAACCAACAAAGCCUGCUGAGAAACUGGAUGCAGCAUGGUCAUUAAGCGUGUCGUUGAGCGAGUCCUCCAUAGAUGGCGCUUUUGGUGACGCUCACAGCGCUCAUAGCGAGCAAAUAUGGAACGAACUAUUUGCACACUGGAACUAUCUAGUCAGCAAGUUGCUAUUUUGUCGGACGUUAUAUAGGUUUUAUACGAAAUAGCCCUGCCUAUCUUUGAUAGCGGAAAUGCAAAGAUCAGAAAACAUUAAGUUACAGCGUCCAUGACCCUAACUAUGAUCAUCAUGGUCGCUUUAAGAUUAAAUGAAUUUUUACAUUUAUUUUUAAUUACUGAACUGCAAAUUGCGGAUAGUUUUACGUUUUAGUAUAGAUGAAAACAAAUGUCCUUCAAGACAAUUUGGUGGUGAUCAAGGUCACCAUUAGAUGAUGCUAUUUGAACCUUGCAACUUUGCUCUGCAACAUUUUUCCUCUAUGUAGCAUAUUUUUCCAAAUACCUGUUUCUCUUCAUAUCUUUCGGACGCUCUAAGCUGACCUUAAAUGAACAAGAAUUCACUUGAACGUCGAAUACAUUUCUAGUGUCAAAAAUAGGAAUUUCCAUUUAAGAAAAUGGCCUUUUCCUUCACAUGACCUCGAAGAUUAUACUAAAGGUCACGUCACCAUUAAAUCGUCCUUUUCAUACUUGCAACUUUGUUCUACGACAUUUCUCUUGCAGAAAAUUCCUCAUAUUUUUGUUGAAUGUUUCGUCGAUAGCAAACACUAUAAUAUAUUCCCAUGUUACAAAAAGCUCAUGAUGAUUUAUUUCUAUUAACUUGUGGGCCGAACAUCGUUUAGCUAAUAUAGUAUUGUCAAGUAGGUAUUGCUACAAGUUCCAAGCAGAUAAUGUGUCGAUACAUUUUUUCUGCGGACUUCAGAUUGUUUUUCAUUUUAUCCGAUUCGUUGAUUAGUGCUAAGUUUUUAUACCAAAGGAUGUUGUGAAGAAGUGUAUGAUCCUUGAUAAUAAAGGCAGUGCAAAGUGCAGCCAACUUUAUUAGCUGUUUAAUAUAGGUUUUUAUGCAUCUCUUGUAAUAAAAUGACAAUAUGAGGGUUUAUCACAAGGCUCUGUCUCUAACCUCCUUGCAACAAAUCUAUAUUCGCUUUACAUUUUUCUACGUAAUAUGUGAUAACAUCAGUGCACUUGUUUAAUCGGUGUGCAUUGAUCACCACAGGAAGUUUUUUCUCCUCAAUGUUCUUUUAGUCUUGGAAAUAUAUAUAUAUAUAUAUAUAUUUAUAUGCCUGAAAUCACUGGGGGCCGGGUCUGGCGAAUAGGUGGCUAAUCUACCAAUUAGAAGAGUAUGACAACUACAGCAAUGCAUUCGCAUAGACUAAGGUCGCUUGUUUCACUCUUAACAGCAUUCAUCGAAGAAGCAUCUAUCUCUGUCAGGGGCGGAGCAAAGAGAUCAAUCCUCGUAGAAUGACAGUGUUGCCAUUGGUCUUUGUAAAUAUAAAUAUUAGAGUUCAGGUUGUUUUAAUACGUACGAUAAGAAUAAUGUUUAACAGAAAGCCGAUCUAAAGUUCUUCCAUGUACUGAAACACGUCUGUUUCUACAAUAAUUUAGUUAACAUAAGGAUUACAUUUGUGAUAACAAUUAAAGUCAAUACAAAAUAAUGGUUGCAUUUUUUUAUUAGUUUCGUCUUUUACCUAAUCUUCCAGUCCACCUAGAUAUUCAAGAGCGUACUCAGGAUUAUAUGUAGGGGGCUGCCUAUAUCUUAACAGGAGAACAAUUUAUAUCUUGGGCGGGAUACAUACCUUUACUGGAACAAAACGCCACAUGUGUGAGUUUGGAGAGAAGCCAUCAGUCUCUAAGAUGGAGAGCAGCCACCCCUACUACUGAUGAGCUUAGGCAAGUUCAGUAAAGUGUUGCAGAUGUUGUUUUGGCUAUUUCCCUGUGUGCAGCGAGGAGGUUCCAGGUCCUACCGAUUACUGAGGAAAAGAGGCUACCAUCUUCCUGCAGUUUCCAGUUUAAGAAGAUGGGCAAGUAAAAUACUGAUUCGACCAGGUGUUUCUGAUCGUUUAUUUAAUUCAUUCAAAAUUGAUUUAUUCAAUUCAUUCAGAAUUGAAUCUACAAUUUAAGUACCUAUAGGUUGAGAAAUUACCUUAUGGGGCAAAAUGAGAAUGUAUCAGCAAAUACUUCUGGAAUAAGGAAUGCUAUGCUCAAAAUAUUGCUAUUGCAAUCAUAAAUGCUAUUUCGCACCUAGAUGUAUUCGAAAAUGUUGUUGAUGAGUUUCAAAUUAUUACUGGAAAAAACAAUACAAUUUUGAUCUUUACAAAGAACGUAUUAAGAUAACAAAGGAUUAGGUAACCAGGAAGCAAAUUGACCUUGAUUUGAAACUUUCAUAUUUUGUAUUGAUGUUUUGUUAAUUUAAAUGAUUUAAAUUUUUUAUAUUAAAUAUAUUUGUUUGAUAUGAGCACAAUAAACCUGUUAAGUCACCUAGGUGCUUCUAUAACUUAGCUAGCCUAGGUUUGAAUUUUAAGCUAGAUCUACAUUAUUGUGAUAUUUAUUACAGAAUGUAAGUUCUGUUUAUUUCUUUUGUAUACAA